Molecule: messenger RNA, 6477 nt
Organism: Conger conger (European conger)
Lineage: Eukaryota; Metazoa; Chordata; Actinopteri; Anguilliformes; Congridae
Gene: kdm3b
Product: lysine (K)-specific demethylase 3B
Exons: 25
Coding region: 296-5689 (1797 amino acids)
Biological process (GO): regulation of transcription by RNA polymerase II
Cellular component (GO): histone deacetylase complex; chromatin
Molecular function (GO): histone H3K9 demethylase activity; chromatin DNA binding; transcription coregulator activity
Source: RefSeq, a predicted model, not a curated record
CGCUGUUUUUGGGUUUACAUACACGCCGAGGAUUUGAACUCCGCAGUACAAGCUUGAUUGUUGUGCGAGUAAAUGGCGGACAGAGCGGGGUUGUUACAUUGUGAACAAUAACACUACAAAGCCGCGAUUUGUGAGGUGAUCAGGUUAAGUGUCCCCACGGCACCUCACCGAGAGGGGACUCCGGCAAACGCACGGCGCAGUUGGGUUUGCGGAGGCUUGUUUUGUUAGCAGCUACGGCCCUUGUUGAGUGCAUUGGAGUUCCCAGUCAGGAAGUUGGUCUUCGGGGUGGGUAAUUAUGGGGGACUCUCUGGGUCUGGUUGGGAAGAGGCUGCUCCUUCUCUUUCGUGACGGAGGCUCAGCUGCAGGAUCCGAACAGGAGCAGGCCGUCUGGACGCGCAACUGGGUCCGGGGUACAGUCCGGGCGGUCAGCGUGAUUGGUUUGGCCAGUCCAGGGGUAGAGGUGAGCGGCGAAGAGGGAACAACAACAGCAACAGAAGCGGGGCUGACGGUGUUUGUGGAGUUUGAGGACUGUCCCUGGCGAAACCGGUCCUGGGUGCAGGUCUACGGGGAGGAGGUGGUGACCGUGCUGGUGGAGAGCUCCAUCGUCUGGGCCGCCCGCAACGACCCCAACCUCUCCGCAGCAGUCUGUCCUGCGCUGGCCUUUCGCCCGCUGGUGGAUCGCCUGGGUUUGGGAUCCCUGGUUCCUGUGGAGUUUUUUGGCAGCAAGAUCCUGAACUUCGUCCCAGAUGGGAACUCACUGCAGCCAUUCGAGAUGGAGCAGGACCUGCGGCACGCCCUGCUGCAGGAGCAGCCCGCUCUGCAGUCUGAGGUCAGCGUGUGGCGCGGUGACUUCGAGCUGCAGGAGAUCCUGAGGAAGGGCUCGUUCCCGAUCCAGGGCCGACGGGUUCGCGUGUACCAGCCCGAGUAUGACGACCCCUGGGCCCUGGGCCUGGUCUCCCAGCAUAGCCUGGGCACCCACAUCAUGGAGAUCACCCUGGACCAGGGCAAGGCGACGCAGGUGGUGGACCCCCGCGUGAUUCACGUGACGCUGGCGGAGGGCGUCUCAGACGAGACCCGGGCGGGCGUUGGCGGCUGGCACAGGAAGGAGAGCGAUGGCGGGAAGGGGGACGCGGGCCGGCGGCGGCGGAAUGCCUCGGACAGUGAAGGGGGCGACGCCGUGCUGAAGCGCUUCAAGGGGGCGGGCGAGGGCGCGGCCGAGGGCCAGAACGGGGGCGCGGGCAGCGAGGCCAUGGAGGAGGGGCUGAGCAGCUGGGCGGGCGGGGCCCGGCUGGCCAACAACAGUAGCCCCGCCCUGGAGGCGGGCCAGGGGCAGGGCUCGCCCAAUCCCGGCCUCCCGCAGGCACAGGCCGGCCUGCGAUUCGCCUCUUUCGCCACGGAGAACGGCCGCCCCGCCCAAGGGGACGCCGCCACCCCCGCGCUGCCCACCCUGAAACCUGCCCCCUCCCCCUUCUCCAACACCUCCUUCCCCUCCCUGGGGCAGAUGCCCAGCCUCGUCCAGGGGGGGUCCCCCAAACCCGCCCCCGCCUCCUCGGCCUCCGUGCCCGAGAGGGAGAAGGAGGGGCGCCUGACCCCGUUCCCAAACGCCGCCGCCUCGCUGGUCUCCCCGGGACCCCCCGCCUCAGCCUCGCACCUCUCCGAGGGAGGGGCCCCCUGCCUGGCCCCCGCCGCCCCGCUCAGCUUCAGCCAGAGCCCCCCCAGCUGGGGAGGAGCCGCGACCGAGAGCUCUAAGUCCGCGGCGGGAUUCCGGAUGUCCCAGCCGGUGUUCGGGGAGGGGCGAGCCCAGACGCCCACGCAGACCAACGGGACGGCGGGGCCGGACGCUCGACCGUUCGGGUUCCUCUUCGGCGGAAAGGAGGAGCCGGCACGGGACGCGGAGUCCUCGCAGAACCUGUUUUUCCAGUGCAUGAACCAGAAGCCCAGCCCGGGCCAGUCGGGCGGUACCGCCAAGGGCACCAACUACUUCACGGCGGUUUCGGAAAGCCUGGGCAAGGAGCCGCCCAGCCUGUUCAAACCCGCCACCUCGUCCUCCGAGAGUCUCAAGAAGAGUGUCCUCACGCCCGCGUCCACAGGGCUGUUUAGCCCCGCUCACGGCCUUCCUAAGGACCCCAGCGUCCGAGCGUCUGAGACCCAGCUGUCCGGGAACGGGACGGUGCUGGGUAAGACCUUCGGGGUGGACGCCAUGCCCAAACUCUCGACGGGUUUCCCUGGCGGUGUCGGCGGCUCUGGAGGUCUGAGGGCGUCUGGCCUGGGGAUGGGGGGGAUGGGGACGGGCGGUGCCGCCGGUCUCGGCGGCGGUUUGGGCCUCCUGGGCAAGACCAAGGGCUCGGAGGCGCACGAGAACCUUUUCCUGCAGACCCCAAAACGCGAGGAGCCCACCAACCCUUUCCUGGCCUUUCCCGAAAAGCUUUCCCACAGUCCCUUCAGCGGCCUGCUCUCCCCCCAGACCCCAUCCUCCACCUCUUCCGCCCCCUCCGCCGCUGGGUCCAGCGUUUCGGGACCGGCGGAGGCGGAAGGGCUGGGCGCCGCGGCGGAGAGCCAGCCCAACCUGUUCACCAUGUCGGAGCAGCCGCGGGGCCUCCUGUCUUCCUCCUUCGGCGCCAUGUCCUCGGGCUCCGCCGCGUCCUCCUCCGCCCCGCCCGUUUCCCUGCUCCCCCAGGACACCCUGCAGGUCGCCCCGCAGAGCGCCGACGGGCUGGGCCCCAGCAUGGGCCCCGGGGGCACGCCGGAGGGCGGCGCGCUCGAGCUGCAGGCCCCGUCCGGCUUCUCCGUGUUCGGCGGCGGGGGCGACGCCCCUCAGAAGUUCUCGCUGGACGAGAGGGGCGUCUCGGCGAAGCGCGACUCGGACUCCAGCUCCAACAACAGCGACCUGUCGGAUCUGAGCGAGGCGGAGGACCCGCUGGACCCCAUCCCCUCCCGCUCGGCCGCCCAGGACAAGGGCAAGGGCAAGGGCGUGGGCAAGAGCCGCCCGCGCAGCAAGCCCUUCAAAGUGGGGCAGUCGGUGCUGAAGGACCAGGCGAAGGUCCGGCGGCUGAAGCAGUCGGGGGAGUCCUUCCUGCAGGACGGGUCCUGCAUCAACGUGGCGCCCCACCUGCACAAGUGCCGCGAGUGCCGCCUGGAGCGCUACCGCAAGGUCCGCGAGCAGGACGAGGACGAGGACGACCCCAACGUGGCCUGCCGCUUCUUCCACUUCCGCAGGUUGGCGUUCACGCGGAAGGGCAUCCUUCGUGUGGAGGGCUUCCUGAACCCCCAGCAGAGCGACCCGCUCGCCAUGGGGCUGUGGCUCCCCUCCCCUGCCGCCCACGAGGGCCUGGACCUCGACACCUCCAAGUACAUCCUGGCCAACGUGGGCGACCAGUUCUGCCAGCUCGUCAUGUCCGAGAAGGAGGCCAUGAUGAUGGUGGAGCCCCACCAGAAGGUGGCGUGGAAGCGUGCGGUGCGAGGCGUCCGGGAGAUGUGUGACGUGUGCGAGACCACGCUCUUCAACAUCCACUGGGUCUGCCGCAAGUGCGGCUUCGGCGUCUGUCUGGACUGCUACAGACUGCGCAAGAGCCGUCCCCAGGAGGAGGAGGAAGGCCCAGAUGAGGAGGUGUUCUCCUGGCUGAAGUGUGCGAAGGGGCAGCCGCACGAGCCCCAGAACCUCAUGCCCACCCAGAUCAUCCCCGGCACAGCUCUCUACAACAUCGGGGACAUGGUCCAUGCUGCCCGGGGCAAAUGGGGCAUUAAGGCUAACUGCCCCUGCACCAGCCGACACACCAAGCCCCUGGUGCGGCCCAGCGCCCCCAACGGCCUCUCGCAGUCUGGCGUGAACUCCGGCGCGGGCGGCCCUGGCCCGGCCACGCCCAGGACAGAGGCGGAGGUCGGGACCCCUCCCGCGGCGUCGGCGGUGAAGGCGGAGCCGCCCGCGGAGGGCGCGGUCGAGCCAAUCGGCGACGGCGCCGGGAGCAACGUCCCGCCCCCUGCUAAAGAGCCCCGCCCCUCCGGGACAGACUCCGCCUCCUCCUCCGCCCUCCAUUGGCUGGCAGACCUGGCGACCCAGAAGGCCAAAGAGGAGACGAAAGACCCCGGCUCUCUGCGCUCCGUGGUUUCUCGGGACAGUCGGCCGUCCUUCGGCCUGGACUCCCUGGGCUCCUUGUCCAGGCCGUCGCCCUCCCUCUCCAGCCCCAAGCUCUUCAACAGCCUGCUGCUGGGGGCCGGGGCCCCUGGGGGGGCCCAGCCCAAGGCCGAGGGCUCCAGCCUGCGCCACCUGCUCAACUCCGGCCCCGGCAAACUGCCCCAGGGCUCCUCCGACCCCGGCGUGCCCUUCCCCUCCGUGUUCUCCACGUCCUCCGGGGGUGAUAAGUCGAAGGGCAGCCUGCCCAACUUCCUGGAUCACAUCAUCGCGUCCGUGGUGGAGACGAAGAAGGCGGAGUUUCGGCGGGGCGGGGCUGACGGUGUGGAGGCGGGGCCUAUGGGUCGGCGGGAGGCGGUGAUUGGCCUGAGCGUGCUGGACCCCCACACCUCCCACUCCUGGCUGUGUGACGGCCGGCUGCUCUGUCUGCAGGACCCCAGCAACGGCAACAACUGGAAGAUCUUCCGCGAGUGCUGGAAGCAGGGCCAGCCUGUGCUGGUGUCGGGGAUCCAUAAGAGGCUGAACGGCGGCCUGUGGAGGCCGGAGGCGUUCAGCCUGGAGUUCGGGGAUCAGGACGUGGACCUGGUGAACUGCCGCAACUGUGCCAUCAUCUCCGACGUCAAAGUGGGGGAAUUCUGGGAUGGAUUCCAGGUCAUCUCCAAGCGGCUGCAGGGCAGUGACGGGCAGCCCAUGGUGCUGAAGCUGAAGGACUGGCCUCCGGGAGAGGACUUCAGAGACAUGAUGCCCACACGGUUCGAUGACCUGAUGGAGAACCUGCCCCUCCCUGAGUACACCAAGAGGGACGGGCGGCUCAACCUCGCCGCCCGGCUCCCAGACUUCUUCGUGCGGCCGGACCUGGGGCCCAAGAUGUACAACGCCUACGGUCUCACCUCCUCGGAGGACCGGAAGGUGGGCACCACGAACCUGCACCUGGACGUGUCGGACGCGGUGAACGUGAUGGUGUACGUGGGCAUCCCGGAGGGGGAGGGGGACUUCGGCCCGGACGCAGUCCCCAAUGGAUUUACAGAGGUGAUGACGACGAUCGAGGAGGGCGACGUGGACGAGGUGACGAUGAGGAGGAUCUACGAGAUGAAGGAGAAGCCCGGUGCCCUCUGGCACAUCUACGCCGCCAAGGACGCCGAGAAGAUCCGCGAGCUGCUGCGCAAGGUGGGGGAGGAGCAGGGGCAGGAGAACCCUCCGGACCACGACCCGAUCCACGACCAGAGCUGGUACCUGGACCAGACGCUGCGGCGCCGGCUGCAGGACGAGUACGGGGUGCAGGGCUGGGCCAUCGUGCAGUUCCUGGGGGACGCAGUCUUCAUCCCCGCGGGGGCCCCGCACCAGGUCCAUAACCUGUACAGCUGCAUCAAGGCAGCGGAGGACUUUGUCUCUCCCGAGCACGUGAAGCACUGUUUCAGACUGACGCAGGAGUUCAGACACCUGUCUACCACGCACUCCAACCACGAGGACAAGCUGCAGGUGAAGAACAUCAUCUACCACGCCGUGAAGGACGCGGUGGGAACUCUGCGGGCCCACGAGCCCAAGCUGGCCCGCUCUUAGCUCGUGAUCGCCCCCUGCUGCUUCCGCGCGGGAGUGGGGAUGAGGGUCCGGAGGGAUCCGCCUGUUUUCGUUACGCGUUCGGAGACGGUCGACCAGCUCGCCGUUUCUCUGCUGAACUCCUGGUCAGGAUGAAGGAAGCACUUCAGUGUGACUCAUCGCUCAAGACAACAAAAUGUUUUUUUGAAUCCCCCCCCCCCCCCGUGUGAAAGGCAUUAGAUCUGAGAGUUACCUGGCGACGUGCCUUCUUCUGAGUUCCAAUCGAUUCUGAAACCGUGACCUCCCGUCCUUUUAAAACUUUUUCCUCAUCUUGUUUUGUUUUUUUAACCCCCACCCAAUAGAAGAGAGUACUUCACUUUUGUUUGAUUGUUUUUGAGCACCAGAAUUUUAACCCCCCCCCCCCCCCCCCACCCUCCCCAAUGCCACCACCCUUUCUUGGUGGAAAUGAACUAGAAGCAGUUAAGGGAUUAAACAGACCAAAGUUUUCUAUUUUCCGUGGUUUGGUUUUCUUCCAUUACGGUGACUUCUUCAUUUGUUUUUACACCCACAGCGGAGGGGUGGACGACUGAAGGCAGUGAUAGUCCUACUGUUGUUUUUCUCACCAAUUUGGUCCAAGGAUUACAGCAUUUUACAUUAAAACUUAUUCAGUAAGAAACAAAACACACAAAAAAAACUACUGGUCAUUACUGUGUCAUCAUAUAUUGAACGUAGCAGUCUGUAUAAUUUUUUUUUUUUUUUUUUCUUCAAAAUAAAUUUUGCAAAUAAAGAAAAAACUUUGUUCUAGCUUAAAA